AUUAGUGUUGAAGAUACCCUUAGAAAAACAAUAAUGUCUGAGAUGCAGGAACGAAUGGAGCAGGAGGGGAGGAGAAGCGUCAGCAUAAAGAGGGCUUUAGAGAGGAUUGAGCUGAAUACCAAGGGUUCGAAUGAAUGGAAGGACGAAAUACAGGGAAUAACUGAGGAUCAAUCUCCACCAGUUGCUUCUGGUUCGCAAACGUCGUCGUGGAAUUUGGAAACCUCUACCGAUGCGUUUCCUACUCGAGGCAGAUCUGCCUUCCGACCGACCACUUUAUUCGAUUUCGACACCGGCAGGACGUUUCCUAACACUCACUUUCCCCGGGAUUCUCUCUCGCCAUACAGAACCGACCAGGAGAUAUCAUACGGUCCUAAGUGUGUGCUGUGCAAGGAAGGUUGCUCUCAUAGCCAAUGCAUGACAGAGACUAUCCGUAAUCAGCGUGAGGAGCAUUACCGGGAAGGAGGGGUUGGCCAUGGAGAUCCAUGCUCUGAUUGUUAUGACGGACAUCCGCACGAUUUCUGUAUGUAACUAUAUGGGGCUCAGCCUGUAUCCGUGAGGGAAAUGUACGAAGAGCUCACCAUUCAACAGCGGUCGUAGAUCUCGAUGACCUCUUGUCUCGUUUUCGAGUACAUAUUAUAAUAGUCUUACCGCACCAUUAUUCAAGCACGCUGCACUCUUAAGGGCACGUGCAAUCGG
This is a messenger RNA of Stereum hirsutum FP-91666 SS1, 696 nucleotides long. RefSeq lists its product as uncharacterized. NCBI's taxonomy places the organism in Eukaryota, Fungi, Basidiomycota, Agaricomycetes, Russulales, Stereaceae. Bases 34 to 528 code for a protein of 164 amino acids. The record is from RefSeq and is a predicted model, not a curated record. The transcript has 4 exons.